Messenger RNA from Ooceraea biroi (clonal raider ant), 582 nucleotides. RefSeq names its product FABP-like protein (gene Fabpl). NCBI's taxonomy places the organism in Eukaryota, Metazoa, Arthropoda, Insecta, Hymenoptera, Formicidae. The record is from RefSeq and is a predicted model, not a curated record. Gene Ontology annotation, molecular function: lipid binding.
AAGCUGGAUCGCUGCAGCGUGUCGCGCGUCUUGCUUCGGCGGUGGAUUCGUUCCGACUUGCGUGCGCGACAAUCCUAUUAAUUUUACGGUCAUCAUGGUGCAGAUCGUCGGCAAGUAUCAGUACGCGUCGGCCGAAAACUUCGAGGAAUACAUCAAGAGCUUCGGUAGGGCCGAGGUCACCGAAAUGUUCCUGCGUUCGACGCCGCUCGUCGAGAUCCAGCAGAACGGCGAUCAGUGGUCCAUCACGGUCACCAACCAGGGCAAGUCCGCCAACACUGCCACCUUCAAGCUCGGAGAGACCUACGAUGAGCUGCUCCCGUCCCAAGGUGUUACUUUGAAGAGUGUCACCACGAAGGAAGGCGACAACUUUAGAACAGAAACUACAAUGGGCACAGACAAGUCGAUCCGAAUUUACGAAUUUACAGAUACCGGAAUGAUCGUGCACUUAUCUUCUACCAAAAGCGACAUUAAAGCCAAGCGUAUAUACAAGAGAGUUUGAACCGAGGUUUUAAUUUAAACAGCACAUAAUAACACGCAUACAUACAUACACACACAUUGUUUUAUUAAAGAGAUUGCAAAGUG